This is a messenger RNA of Crotalus tigris (Tiger rattlesnake), 830 nucleotides long. RefSeq names its product BRICHOS domain containing 5 (gene BRICD5). The transcript is spliced from 6 exons. The record is from RefSeq and is a predicted model, not a curated record. NCBI's taxonomy places the organism in Eukaryota, Metazoa, Chordata, Lepidosauria, Squamata, Viperidae. Bases 68 to 790 code for a protein of 240 amino acids. Gene Ontology annotation, biological process: regulation of cell population proliferation.
AUCCAGGGGCACUGCUCACCUGGCUCUCCUGGGCACAUUCUUGAGUUUCCAGCUGGGAGCUCUGGAAAUGCAAAGCCUCGACUCAGUCCAAGAAAAGGGAGAUCCAUCUGGGAUGGAGGAGCAGGCCAUGGCUCAUACGACCCUCUCUCCAGAAAGACCCCCUCCAGCAGAAUCCCACAGCCCCACCAGGGUAUUUGGGGCUAUCCUCUCCAUUACGUUGGCCUGUGGAAUUAUCUGCAUCACGGUGGCAGCUACUGUCAGCUUCACCCAGGCUUCGCCCAAGCCUCUUUUGCAGGUAAUGCGAUUAAACUUCCAGAAUCGCCCGGGAUCCUCAAUGAACCAGUCAGUGGUGGUCAGCAAGGCGAAGAACACCAUCACCUACUACAUCACGUCUUCUAGCAACCAAACCACCGCCAUCUUGUUCGACUGCAAGAAUGGCUACGUCUGCUAUAAGCUGUCGGGGCACAGCAACUGCUACCUGAAGAGGAUGAAUGCCCAGGAUCAGGAGGUUGCCCAGGCCUCCUUCAACCUAUCAAAGCACAAGGAGGAUCCACCACUGCUUCCCAGCCACGGUUCCCAAUACUACCGUGAAUUCCUGGGGGUCGUGCCAGGGAGCAUGGUCCAGCCAGCGGAGGCCGGCGAGGCUGCCCGAGCCCUGUGCGAGGUGCCCAUCCGCUGGGUGAAGAAGAAAGACGAUCCUCCAAAGCAGAGGCUCAUCUACCUGUGCAUUGAUAUCUGCUUCCCAAACAACAUCUGUGUCUCCAUCUGUUUCUACUAUCUUCCUGAGUGAAGCUCCAAAGAGACCGACUUCCGUGCUUCGGCUCGGCUGU